Messenger RNA from Cydia pomonella (codling moth), 9284 nucleotides. RefSeq names its product kinesin-like protein unc-104 (gene unc-104). The coding region runs from base 293 to 5479 and encodes 1728 amino acids. Gene Ontology annotation, biological process: microtubule-based movement. Lineage: Eukaryota; Metazoa; Arthropoda; Insecta; Lepidoptera; Tortricidae. Gene Ontology annotation, molecular function: microtubule motor activity; microtubule binding; ATP binding. The record is from RefSeq and is a predicted model, not a curated record. The transcript has 40 exons.
CUCUAAAUGACAGACGUGAUUUCGUUUAGAAACAGAAAAACGCCUUAAUUACGAGCAAUUUCAUUUCGACGUUUGUUCGGAGUUUUAUGUGUUGUGAUCGAAAAUAAAUAAAUAAAUCGAAUAUUCCGGGACAUUCGUACUUUCUGACUCAGAUUAAGUAUCCUGCAGUAUCUCUACCUUUCGUCUGUGCAGAGAUGUCUCCAGCCUAAAAUUCCAGUUCAAUUCCCCUCAAAGGUGUAAAUCGGUCCCCGUACCGAUGUGUUAGUGCAACAGGAAAGCAACACAAGCCGCCAUGUCGUCGGUGAAGGUGGCGGUGCGCGUGCGCCCUUUCAACUCGCGCGAGAUCGCCAGGGACUGCAAAUGCAUCAUAGAAAUGUCGGGCAACACUACAGUAAUAGUGAAUCCGAAAGCACCCCCUGGGAACAAAGAUGCUGCCAAAAGCUUCAACUUCGAUUUCUCAUACUGGUCUCACAAUCCCAGCGAUCCCGAAUUCUCGUCUCAAGUCAUGGUGUACAAAGACAUCGGAGAAGAGAUGCUUCAACAUGCUUUUGACGGCUACAACAUAUGCAUAUUCGCCUACGGUCAGACGGGUGCGGGCAAAUCGUAUACAAUGAUGGGCCGUGACGAAGAUCAGGGCAUCAUCCCAAACAUCUGCAAGGACUUAUUCCGUCGCAUCAGGCAGACCACUUCUGAUGACCUCAAGUACUCGGUGGAAGUCUCCUACAUGGAGAUAUACUGCGAGCGAGUCCGCGACCUGCUGAACCCUAAGAACAAGGGCAACCUUCGCGUCCGCGAGCACCCGGCUCUUGGACCCUACGUCGAGGACCUCAGCAAACUGGCCGUCACAUCUUACCAGGACAUUUACGACCUUAUCGACGAGGGCAAUAAGGCCAGGACGGUGGCUGCGACGAACAUGAACGAAACGUCAUCUCGCUCGCACGCCGUAUUCACCAUCUUUUUCACGCAACAGAGGCACGACCAGACCACGGAUCUCAUGUCUGAGAAGGUGUCGAAGAUCUCCCUAGUGGACUUGGCGGGCUCCGAGCGAGCCGACUCAACAGGCGCCAAGGGCACCCGGCUGAAGGAAGGCGCGAACAUCAACAAAUCCCUCACAACGUUGGGGAAAGUCAUCUCCGCGCUUGCCGAAAUCGCAUCAAAAAGCAAGAAAUCAAAGAAGGCAGACUUUAUACCAUACCGUGACUCUGUGCUCACCUGGCUUCUCCGAGAGAACCUGGGAGGGAACUCCAAGACCGCCAUGAUAGCUGCUAUAUCGCCGGCCGAUAUCAACUACGACGAGACACUCAGCACAUUGAGAUACGCCGACCGCGCCAAACAGAUCGUUUGCAAGGCGGUCGUCAACGAAGACGCCAAUGCCAAGCUCAUCCGCGAGCUCAAAGAGGAGAUCCUCAAACUGCGCGAACUCCUCAAGGCCGAGGGCAUCGAGGUCGAGGAAGGACCAGAUGGUAGAGUCGUUUAUGAAAAGAAAGAUCCGCCUACCACCGAAGAGAACGCGUCUCCACAACGCAAGAAGAGCGAGGCCGAAGUGCUGUCUCCGAAGCUUUCCCGAGCGGCUACGACCAUUGCCGAAGAAGCUGUGGAUCAGUUGCAGGCCUCUGAGAAGCUUAUCGCUGAACUGAACGAGACCUGGGAAGAGAAACUCAAGCGCACCGAGCAAAUCCGCGUGCAACGCGAGGCCGUGUUCGCCGAGAUGGGCGUCGCGGUGAAGGAGGGCAUCACAGUCGGAGUUUACUCGCCGAAGAAGACUCCUCAUUUGGUCAAUCUGAACGAAGACCCGAAUCUUUCGGAAUGCCUCAUCUAUUACAUUAAAGAUGGUGUGACAAGGCUUGGAACUUCAGAGGCCAACGUCCCUCAAGACAUCCAAUUGUGCGGCUCUCAUAUCCUCAGCGAACACUGCAUCUUCGAGAACACUGACGGCGUCAUCUGCCUCAUACCGCAUCGCGAGGCCCUCAUCUACGUUAACGGACGUGAGGUCACAGAACCAAUAAUCCUGAAAACGGGCUCCCGUGUGAUCCUGGGCAAGAACCACGUGUUCCGCUUCACGCACCCCGGCCAGCCGCACGAGGACAAGGAGGCCGUCAUCAACAAGGAGAUGACCACCGCCGACCCUGCUGGCAAUGACGCCGAAAACGUAGACUGGGACUUCGCGCAAUGCGAGCUUCUUGAGAAACAAGGCAUCGACCUGAAGGCGGAGAUGCAGAAACGGCUCGUGGCCUUGGAAGAGCAGUUCCGGAGGGAGAAAGAGCAUGCUGACCAGCAGUUUGAGGAACAGAGAAAGAACUACGAAGCCCGCAUAGACGCGUUGCAACGCCAAGUGGAGGAGCAGAGCGUGACCAUGUCCAUGUACAGCUCGUACACCCCCGAGGACUUCCACAACGACGAGGAUAUAUUUGUGAAUCCCCUGUUUGAGACAGAGUGUUGGUCGGCGCGCGAGGUGGGGCUGGCCGCGUGGGCGUUCCGCAAGUGGAAGUACCACCAGUUCACCUCGCUCCGGGACGACCUCUGGGGGAACGCUAUAUUCCUGAAGGAAGCCAACGCGAUCUCCGUCGAGCUCCGCAAGAAGGUCCAAUUCCAGUUCACGCUGCUCACCGACACGCCGUACUCGCCGCUGCCCGCCGAGCUGGCGCCGCGCGACGACGCCGACGACGAGUACCGCCCCAGCGCGCCCACCGUCGUCGCCGUCGAGGUCACCGACACCAAGAACGGCGCCACGCAUUACUGGACGCUCGAGAAACUGCGCCACCGCCUGGAGCUAAUGCGCCAGAUAUACAACAUGAACGAGAGCUUGUGCGAGGAGGACGAGGCCCCGCCCCUGGUGCUGGCCCCGCCCCCCGCGCUCGCGCAGGCCCCGCCCACGCCCGACAUUCUGCAGUGUAUCUCGGCGGCGGCGCAGCAGACCAGACUGUCGCUAGCGAACCUGCUGCCCUCGAGACAAAGGCUGGAGCUGAUGCGUGAGAUGUACCACAACGAGGCGGAGUUGUCGCCGACCUCCCCCGACCACAACGUGGAAUCCGUCACCGGCGGGGACCCGUUUUACGACCGCUUCCCCUGGUUCCGCAUGGUCGGACGGAGCUUCGUGUACCUGUCAAACCUCCUGUACCCGGUUCCGCUCAUUCACAAGGUCGCCAUCGUGAACGAGAAAGGAGACGUGAAAGGCUACCUGCGGGUCGCCGUGCAGGCGGUCAUUGAUGCCGAGAAAAACAAUGCGGAGUUCGCGGCGGGCGUGAAGCAGUCAGCCAAGAUCUCAUUCGACGACGACGUCGUGCCCGCGCGCCGCAAGACGCUCGCCAGCGUCCUCGACAAGAACAACGCGCUCAACCUCGAGGAGCGCAUCGACCUCGCCGACUCCAAUAUUAAAAUAGAAGAGUUAGCCGGCGGCGAAUGCGACGCCGACAGCGGCCGCGGCGACAGCUCUCUCGCCUCAGAGCUGAAAGAGGAAGACCUGCCCGAACACCUGACCCUCGGCAAGGAGUUCACCUUCCGCGUCACCGUACUGCAAGCACACAGCGUGUCGACAGACUACGCCGACGUGUUCUGCCAGUUCAACUUCCUCCACCGUAACGAAGACGCAUUCUCGACAGAACCCGUUAAGAAUACUAUUAAAAACACACCGCUCGGAUUCUACCACGUACAAAACAUCACUGUACCAGUAACGAAGUCAUUCGUGGAGUAUAUUAAAACACAACCCAUUGUUUUUGAAGUAUUCGGACACUAUCAGCAACAUCCACUACAUAAGGACGCCAAACAAGACGGCCCAGUAGCGGGUCGAACGCCGCCACGCCGCAUGCUGCCGCCCUCCAUCCCGAUCUCUGCGCCCGUGCGGAGCCCCAAGUGGGGCGCGGCCAGCGUCGCCCCGCCCUGCUGCUCCUCCCACCUCCACUCCAAACAUGAUCUUCUCGUGUGGUUCGAGAUCUGUGAGCUGGCGCCUAAUGGGGAAUAUGUGCCUGCUGUCGUUGAGCACAGCGACGAGCUCCCAUGCCGAGGGCUGUUCCUGCUGCACCAGGGCAUCCAGCGCCGCAUCCGCAUCACCAUCCUACAUGAGCCCUCUUCGGAUUUACAAUGGAGCGACGUUCGCGAGCUCGUUGUCGGCCGCAUCCGCAACUCGCCCGAGGCCAACGAAGACACGGCGGACGGCGAGGAAGAUGGCGCGCUGUCGCUAGGACUCUUCCCCGGAGAGAGGCCCACGCUCGACGACCGGGCUGUAUUCAGAUUUGAAGCGGCGUGGGACAGCAGUCUCCACGGCUCGCCGCUACUGAACAGGGUUAGCGCCAACGGAGAAGUUGUCUACAUCACGCUAAGCGCAUACCUCGAGGUGGAGAACUGCGCCCGACCAGCGAUCAUCACCAAGGACCUGUCCCUCGUAGUGGUGGGUCGGGAGGCGCGCACGGGCCGCUCGCUGCGCCGCGCGCUGUUCGGCUCCAAGUGCGCGCGCGCCGACCGCCUCACCGGCGUGUACGAGCUCAGCCUGCACCGCGCACUGGAGCCAGGAGUCCAGCGACGACAAAGGCGCGUGUUAGACACGAGCGGCACAUACGUGCGAGGAGAGGAGAACCUACACGGCUGGCGUCCGCGCGGAGACUCGCUUAUAUUCGACCACCAGUGGGAGCUUGAGAAAAUGACCCGACUGGAGCAAGUAGGGCGCACGCGGCACUUCCUGGCGCUGCGUGAGCGGCUGCGACACGGACACGAGAACACUGUGGCGCCCAACGACUUCACCAAGACCGAGAAGGAGGUGUGCAACAUGGCGGCCAAGGCAGCCGCCGAGCAGCACGCGCGCGACGAGGCGCUGUACGAGCCGUGGGACAUGGCGCCGCAAGAGCGGGAGCUCGCCACCAAGUUCCUCAAACUCAUACAAGGACGAAUAGGAAUGAACAACAACCCCGAGGGCGCGCAGUCGCCCGCCACGCCCGUGGACGAGGGCCUGGCGCCCGACGUGUCCACGCCGUCGCUGCUGUCCUCCGUGCACAGCGCCAGCAGCUUCGAACUAUGCUCACCGGAGCGUGCGCUCCUAGAGAAAUCAAUGGCGGCGUGGGGCGGCGCUCAACUGAGCGCCGGCGGCGCGCUGUACGUGCCCGACUGCGAGGAGGUGCGCGUGUCCGCCGCCGUGGCGCGCCGCGGCCACCUCAACGUGCUGCAGCACGGCACGCACGGCUGGAAGAAGCGCUGGCUGGUGGUCCGCCGGCCCUACGUGUUCAUCUACCGCGACGAGCGCGACCCCAUCGAGCGCGCCGUCAUCAACCUCGCCAACGCCCACGUAGAAUACUCCGAAGAUCAGGAGCAGAUGGUGCGGAUGCCCAACACUUUCAGCGUUGUGAGCAAGGAGCGCGGCUACCUGCUGCAGACGCUGGGCGACAAGGAAGUUCACGACUGGCUGUACGCCAUCAACCCGCUGCUCGCCGGACAGAUCAGGUCGCGCUCGGCGCGGCGCGGCGACAAGGCGGCCGCGCCCGCGCCCGCAUGAGACCUCACCAUGGAGUCUAUCCUCGUUUAUUAAGCGCAUCGCCGCCAGCCAGCGUACUGACGUGCAUCCUUGCCAUUGAAACUGCUAGGGCUUGUUCAUUCUGUUUCUGAGAGUCGGUUCGCGCGAGACAAAGCCGGAUAAGGAUAUUGCGAGUUGUAUUUGACGCUUCGCGCGAUUCGAGUACCUGGGGGAGUCGUAAGUGAAAGGUGUCAUUGAGAGAUUUCAGUAGAUACUUUCCUGUUAAAGGUUUACCGAUCUCUUCAUAAGUUUUAGCUGUCGUUAGCGAAACUCGCGAUUUGUCUGUGGGUAUUAAAAUAAAGAUGGAAACCUGAUUUUAGACUCUUUAGUAAGCCUUAUAGACAAUUUUAUCGAAAUCAUGAAAUUAAAACCAUCAAGGUAUAAUACAAUCGUCUUUAGCUACUAUUUGCGGUUGUUGUAAAAAAAAUUUUUUUUCUCUUUAAUAAACUUUUGAACUCUGUCAAUUGAACUAUAACAUAGUCCGAGAAUUGAUUUUGAGGAUUUUAAGUUUGAAAAGGAUCAAUACUGUCUUCCUCAUAUGAUAAUACAUGAUAGAAACUGAUUAACUAGUCAAACCAGAUUGACAUCCGAAAAAGGUUUGUUACAUACAAAUUUGGCUGGUUUGGUAGCGGGUCAUGGAUAUUACAUAUAUUUGACUUUCAAUCCAUAAGGCCUAAAUAUGAAGAAAAUUGAGAAGGGGCAAGAAGAGUGGUCCACGGAUUUAUCUUAUUUGAGAUUUCAAUACAUUACUUUCACAGAAUUUUGGGACCACAAAAAUGAAUUAUAAUUUUAAACUAUAGUAAGUCCAGACGCGAUCAAUUAUUUUAGCAUAUCCUCAAUUUAUUAACAGUAUUAUAAAACAAAUGCAUUUAAUGCUAUAUACGAUUUAUACGUAAUAGUCAUAUACGUUUAUAUAUGUUGAUUAGUACGUUACAAGCAGAUUAUGAGUGUUGUCAGAGGCGGGACCAAGCCGGCACUAGGAGAAGGGUAACAUGAAAAUGACGAAUUUUAACAAGCAGGAACAAUAAUUGUACAAGUCUCUUUUGAGCUGUUUCAAAUAUGCAAAAGGAUGCACGUUUUAUUAUAUUACGUUAUUUAUUAUACGUUAGUCUUUGUGAGUUCGGAGAACUGUGUAAUGCAAUAAUGUAUUCCAAGUAUUUCUAUCUCGGCCAUAGUGAAUGUUUACUAGAUAUUGUUAAUGAGAGUAUGAAUGUGGUCAGUAUCUACGGCAACAAACUUAACAAUUAUAAGCUUUAUGGCAAUACGAACAAGGUUUACUGGUUUGGAUAAGUGUGUUUCCGUAAUACUUAAUUGGGCGCUUACAUCUUAGCUCUAUCGCUAAGAUAUUUAUCGAUAUCAUAUGCUACAACAGAUCACUUCACGAGUACUUAGUUCGUGGUAAAUUAUAUACAAAUACCACCAGCAAUACUAGUUUUUUUACUGUUAUUACAUUAUUAAACAUUUGUUGUCUUUGUAGUCGAAGAACGCCGAUGCUAUCGUAAUAUGCAACUGUAGCACAGUUUCGCAAUAUUUUUCUCUAAAUGGUUUGUAAUUUAAAGAGCAAAGUCACAAGUAGCUGAACACGUCCUGUCGUGUUCAGUUAUUUUAGACUGUUUUCUUCUGCGACGUGCAAACUUUGCCGCAUUUACUUAUAUAGCAUCGACUAUUUAUUUCUUCCGAGUAUAAGCUAUUUGAAUUGCGCACAAACGUACGCCGGCGAUGUCUGAUAGACUCCAUUUUGUAACACGGCGAGAUAUAAGAAUUUAAAUGAAUGUAUUGUGAAAAGACAAAUUACUGAAAAUACCUAUAGAUUUUCUUCAAAUGUUGGAUACAUUAUUAAUGUAAUUAACCUUGUAUAUACGUAUGACCCGAACGGUAGAGUAAAUAUAUUUUGAGGCUCAAAUAGCCAAUUCGAAGUGGCGGUGUCCGUAUGACGUCAUACGUAACGUUUCGUUUCACGUUUAGAAUUGAUUGUAAAUACAUAAUAAUAAUUAUAACAUUGUAGUUAAAUGUAGAAUACGCGUUCCAAGAAAUUAUACAUCAUUUAACACUACUUAUUUGGUAGAUUGUUUAUUUGUAUUUUAUGUUAUACCUUGAAUUUUGUUAGGUUCCUAUAGUGGUAUAGGUAUGUUCGAAUGGAUUGUAUAAAGUAGGCUAAUGUUUACGACAGGAGAUGUCGCCGCCCUGGCGCGCGUCACAACCAUUCCGACCGGUUCUAGUCAUCGUGCUCUCUGUGUAGUAUUGUAUGUGAUAGAGUAGCUACAUAGCGACACCGUGCUACCCUCCAGCCCUGUAACUGAUCUGUCAAUUCUUUGUGCCGUGAUAGCUGAUUUUUAUGUCAGAUUUUCCAUACAAUCUUGAUUUAUUCAGAUAAAUCUUCACGGCCCCGAGAAUUGUCUUGAAAGAUUCAAUUAAAACAUUAUAUGUGUCAGUCACAAUGUUAGAUAGUAAGUAAAAGUUGUUCUGUUUCAUGAAUGUCGUACACUCAGCGUGAUACAUAUAUACACGUCACUCGACCGCUCCAUAGUUCACACUAAUAUUUAUACAGGAAACAUAGCGUAGUUAGUAUCGAUGUGACGGUAGUUUUAUAUGGAUGAUAUUUCUUUGAAUAACUUAUUUCGAUGUACCUAUCAGUCCGAGCAAUGCUUACUCUCGUUACUGCUUCGAUAAAUGUUGAUAUAUCUAAUAUUGUCACUAUACUAUCGCUUCUAGGUGACUGUUUUAUAUUUUCAUUAACUCCAUCUUGGCAAAGUAAGCUUUUGUGACGUUUAGUCGUUGUAAAUAUUUCCUAGUUGAUUUGAUCUGCCUGAGUUACGAGCCCCGGCUUGUAGCGGCUCGGCUGACCCUAGAGAAUAUCCUGAUAAUAAUUUAGCAUAGACUAUUAUAGGUUAAGAUCAAAAAAGUAUUAUCCAAGUCUAUACAUGCGGUGUGUUAUAUUUCUUAAAAUUAAAAUUAUUACCAUUAUUUCCGUCGAGAUUAUCUUACGUGAAUCUGGGAGUUUUGUUCGAAUGACAUCAGGAUAUCUGUUGUUUUAUCUAUUUGACUAUGUGCUUACCACAGAUAAAGAUAUAUAUUAUAGGCAGCGAGUUUAAUUGGUAUGUAUCAUAUGUAUGUUGUUUAUUUUCUCGACACCUCAACGAAGAGAGAUCUCGCGUCACGCGACGCUAUAUUAUCGUUUACAUACCUUUUCUUUCUAGUCAUAUUUGUAUAACAUUCCAAAGUUUGUAACUGUUUACUUUCUCAAAUAACUAGUGAUGUAUUUUGCAUAGCAAAAUGAUGUUAACGUAGAGACAUAGAGCAGGAUAAAUCACGGGUGUGUCGUGUUGUGGGUGCAACUGUUUAUGAAGUAUUUUUUUGGAAAUUUUGUUUGCGAAGCUUACGUUAAGUUAUUUCGUUAUAUUUUGUAAUUCGAAUAAAGGUCUUUUUAAAUUAGAGAUAACAGCUGACGCUGGAUUAUAUAUAUUUUUAUAGAGUAUACUCUUUAAGCUAUACUGCUAUUUUUAUAGGGUAGUGUUGUUUGGUUCGUUGCGUUCGUUCAGUUGGUCCGUUCGGUUGAGGCGCUGCUCUGAUCAAGGGCGCCCGAGUGAUUACGAUAGUGAUUGUUGAUUGUUGGCCGAGAAUGAUAUUGAAAAUUAUAUAUUAUAUAUAAUUUAUAAAUUUCAUUCAAUUUAUGAAAAUAAGAACAAUGUAAUGAUUGGUAAUAUUACUCAUUGCUCUAAAUGUACUAUCAAAAUAUAUUAUACACAGUGUUAAAGGUCAUAAAUAAAAUGCUUUGAAAAUUUCCAAA